AUGCCGCGGGGCGCGUCGGUCGACGACGAAGACGGUUACGCGGGUAUAGCUCGAGCGCGGCGCGAAACGCCCGCCGCGUGGACGCAUCUCCCCGCCAAGCGCAGAUCCGACAUCGACGUCGGAGGAUCCGAGGGGACGCGCGCGUCGGACGGUCGAACGCCGGUGCCCGCGACCCCGGCCUCGCCGAAACGCGCCGACCGAUUGAUCCCGCUCGCAUCCGCCCCGAAGACUGUCGGCGCCGCCUCGAACGGAGUCGCGGCGCGCAAGCCCGGCAAGAAGCGCGGGCGCGGCAAACGGAGCGUCGCCGAGGGAAAACCAACCAAGGACAUCGACGCCAGGAUCGGGCGGCUCCUCCGCAUCGCCGUCGACCCGAAGGGCGAACCGUUGACCGACGCGACGGACACGGACGACACGCGCUGGCAUUGGCAGGCGGGUAUCGUCACCGAGUGCGAAGUCUUCGACGGCGGUAGGCUCUACUUCGUGUACAAGGGGCGGUUCAAAGACUGGUACAGCGCCGCCGAGGUGCUCGACCGAAACGAAGAAGCGGGCGUGCCCAGCCCGCACUUCCCCGACUGGCUCGACAUAAUCGAGCUCGAGGGCCGAGGCCUGGUGAAGUACCUCGACCUGCACAUGGAGCCGCACCCGAGGUCUCCCGAGCGACUCGGCGUCGAGCCGCGUCGAACCCCCGAGCCCACCGGUCGCGAGGCCGACAACACCGGACUCGACAUCCUGGCCGAGGCGACGAAGCAGAUGAAGGCGGGUGGAUCGGCGGCGACGCCAGAGGCGAGCGGCGACCGGCCAACAUCCGGCAGCGCCUUUAUCAGCGGUCUCAUCGGAUCCGAGGGUUUUGUCGCCGCGAGGAAGAAGCCGAGGCCGGCGAGGGGCAGAAACCUCAGAUUCGAAGACGACGACGACGAGGCUGACGAGGCGGACGAGCCGGAUCCGACCAGUCACCGACCAGUCACCGACCAGUCCCCGACGACGCCUGCCGGUAUCGUCCGCACGGAACCGGACGGCGCGUGGACCGAGGCGGCUCGGUUGAUGAACCAGCUCAGGGGGGGCGAGGAGUCCAUGGAGACCCUCGGUAGGGCCCUCGGGGAGAAAACUCCGCGCGGGACGGCGGCGCGGGCCUGGCGGGAGGUGUCCAGCCCGCCGCCGCCGCCGACUCGCGAAGACGAAGCCGCGAGGUCGGCAUCGCCGGCCGAAGCGCCGAGGAGCGCCACCCCCGCGCGGCUGCGGCUGGAGACGCCUCUGGGGAAGGUACUCGGCGGGAUGGGCGCAAAUCUCCUUCGCAAGUUGCCCGAGUUUCUUCCCAUGGACGAGGACGUCGAGGAGGAACCCCCGAGGGACCGCGGCGAAGAGGAGGGACCGGGGGGCGAGGAUGCCCCGGGCGAGGACGCCGAAGCGCCGGGGGGGCAUUUCGAGUUAGUGGAAUCCCCGUGCGACGACGUCGAUGAAACGAAGGAAGAUGACACGGAGGAGGAGAAGGAGACGGAUGAGGAGGAGAACGACGACGAGGACGAGGAGGAGAACUGCGACGAGGACGAGGAGAAACGCGGAGAUGGGGAGGAGAGGAAGGUUUCCGAGGCGGACACUCCAGAGCCAGACGCCCCGAAGCCAGACGCCGCCGCCGCCGCGAUCCUCGCCGAGGGUGUCGCCGCGCUCAUCGCCAGGAUCGAGUCCAACGCGGCGACGCGCGCGAGUCUCACGACGCGAGCCGACGCGAUCAUCGCGCACGUCGCCGCGAUCGAAGCGGAGAACGAGGAGCUCGGCAGGACGAUCGCGGCGAUGACCGCCGCCAUCGACACGCUGACGGGGAAAAACUGA
This is a messenger RNA of Micromonas commoda, 1827 nucleotides long. RefSeq lists its product with no specific name. The coding region runs from base 1 to 1827 and encodes 608 amino acids. The transcript has a single exon. NCBI's taxonomy places the organism in Eukaryota, Viridiplantae, Chlorophyta, Mamiellophyceae, Mamiellales, Mamiellaceae. The record is from RefSeq and is a predicted model, not a curated record.